Monodelphis domestica (gray short-tailed opossum) is the source of this 2747-nucleotide messenger RNA. RefSeq names its product transmembrane protein 119 (gene TMEM119). Gene Ontology annotation, cellular component: plasma membrane. Gene Ontology annotation, biological process: positive regulation of osteoblast differentiation; positive regulation of osteoblast proliferation; ossification. NCBI's taxonomy places the organism in Eukaryota, Metazoa, Chordata, Mammalia, Didelphimorphia, Didelphidae. The record is from RefSeq and is a predicted model, not a curated record.
ACGUCAUUUGGGGGUGGGGGACGGCCUCCAAGAGCCCGGAGCGGCACAACCAUUUGGUUCCUUUGUCUGCAGCAAAAUCAUUCUCAGAAGGGAGACCCGGGAGAGGGGAUUGAUGCAGGAUCCUGCCUAGGACGGCCGAGGUCGGAGCAGCAGGACUCUCACCCCAGUAGGCCUUCGGGGCUGGAGCUAAGAGACUGGCUCAGCCCAAGUUUCGGUUCCUGGGGAAGGAGGGGGAGCUCCAAUGGGGGGCUGUUUAAACAUAGAACUUGCCUCGGAUCUCGGAAGAGAAAAACUCCAUCGUCCAAAGAAUGUUCAUCCAACAGGCAUUGGGCGCCCGGGGCCAGGAGGGUUCCCAGAGGGGGAAAACACUGUCUUGGCCCUCUGGGAGCUCAGAGUCCAACCGGGGAAACAAAGUCUGCUGCUGGGGAGCCAUGGGAAAACAGAACAGCCCUGAGGAUGGAUAAGGGUGCAGUUGUGCUCCACAGAGGGAGAAUGGGGGGGUGUUCACAGGAGGGUGGUGCCCAUGGGAUGGGAUGGUCCAGGAGGGCUUCAAGGAGGGGGUGGCGCAAGAACUGGAGACUCGCUUCAAGUAUUUGGAUGGGCAGAUGGAAUUGGGGAGGGGUCGGAGAAAGGAUGGACUCUGGUAAUGUGAUCUUGCCCCCAGACCUGGUGACAAAAUGGCCCCAGGGGUGCCCCGUGUCCUACUGUUGCUCCUGCCUCUCCUGAAGGCCCCACCUAACACGGCCCUCUCGGCGCUGGUCCAGGCUGCCUUCCUGGAGGAUAACGGAGGCAGCGGAGAGAUGGAGGGCUCCUCGGCCUCGUCGCCCAGCCUCGCCCCGCCGCGGAGCCCGGCCUUCAGCCCCACGUCGGUGGGGCCGCCGCCCACGGCCCUGGCAGGGCCCUCGCCCCCCACCAACUUCCUGGACGGGAUCGUGGAUUUCUUCCGAGAGUACAUGCUGCUCAUCUCGGUGGUGGGCUCCCUGGCCUUCGUGCUGCUCUUCAUCAUCUGCGCCGCCGUCAUCGUCCGCCAGAAGCACAAGGCCUCGGCCUACUACCCGUCCUCCUUCCCCAAGAAGAAGUACGUGGAUCAGCGCGACAGGACGGGCGGCCCCCGGGCCUUCAGCGAGGUUCCCGACAAGGCCCCCGACGCCCGGCCCGACGACCCGGCCCUGGACUCCUCCCGCCAGCUCCAGGCCGACAUCCUGGCCGCCACCCAGAACCUCAAGUCUCCCACCAAGGGGCCCCUGGCCAAUGGCGACGGAGGGAGGGCCGAGGAGAGGGAGGCAAAAGAGGAAGAGGAAGCCGCCCAAGCGGGGGAGGAAUCCCAAGGCCGGGGCACCCUCAGAGAGAAGGCAGAGGCCCCCUCGGGGGAGGCCGCAGAGCCGAGCUGUCCGGUGGGGGCCGAGGCCGCGGCGCAGGAGCCACCGACCGGCGGGAUGGACCGUGGCGAGCAGGAGGGAGCCCCCUCGGUCCCGCAGGAGUCCGCGGCGUCUGAGGGUCCCUGUGCCUGCAGCAGUCUCUCUCCAGAGGCCUAACGAGCCUGACUGCCUUCAGUGAACCAGGGCCACCCCCUCCUCCAGCACGAAGCAGCGCCCUGCCCGCUCGCUGGCCCCCAGACUCAUCCUCUCUCCCGGGGCCUGCAGGAGCCAGCCAGGAGGGUGGGCUCUGGGAGUCCGGAGGGCCUGGUGGACAUGGGCUCACCAGGCUUCCUCAGACUGUCCCCGCAGAGCCUCGAGCAUCCCGCCCCCACUGACCAGCCCGUCUAGCUGGUCCCACUCCAGCCAAGCAGCCCCCACCGAUCUCGGGGCUUCUCCUCUGGCCACCCCAGACACCCAGCCCAGAGCCAGAGUGGCCGUCAGAGCCCCGACGAUCCGAAGGGCCCGUCUCUCUCCUAGGACGUCUUCCACUUUAGCGGAGCCCAGAGGGUGCUCGCCGCCGGCUUUAAGGGCUUCCUCUUGCAAGGACGGUGCCUAAGAGACUGAAAACAAGGUGGAGGCAGAGCCAGGCCUGUGUUUUCUGCCAGCCACGGUCUCUGUUCUUCCCCCAAACACCCCUCGGGCAGCCCCUGGCGCUGCCACCCGGGGCUAGAGAUGGGUUUGAUUGGCCAGGAGCCAAGAGGCUUUUGGGGGAGGCCCUGGGAGCCCGUCGACGUAGGAGAGGCCAUCAGGGAUUCCUUCCUUUCCCCUAAGAGGCCUGGCUUGAAGCCCCCUGGAGGAAGCAGGACCAGAGCUGGACCUUGGAAGGCAGCCGCAGAAAAGAGAGACCAGGGCCUGGGGCCGCUGGACCGGGUGGCCAGACUCGAGCUGUGGCGGGGGCUCAGGGACUCUCCUCCCGGAAGACGCAGACCUCUACCCAAACAGAUGACUGGUCCGGCCUCUGAAAGGCCACCGCAUGACGUGACGGGGAACAUGUCCCCCGUCUAAACUAGAGCAGGCAGGGUGAGCUCAGGGUCUCUUUCUUCCUUUUGCAAUCGAUCCCACUUGUGCCCUGGGUUUCGAGGCGGGGCAAGGCAAGGCGCUGAAUUCCCGACACCCCACAAUUUGAGUUUCGCUGCCCGUGUCCUUGGUGCCUCAGGGAUUGGGCUAGAGAGUUAGAUGGCCUGCUUCAGAGAUGGGGAGCAGGACCCCACCCAUGCCAGGAUCCUCGAGGCCCCCAUCCCCGGUACCCCAGGAAAGACAAGACGGAGUGGGCUAUCCCAGCCAGCAAUAAUAAUGAUGACAAACUAAUAAAACUUUGAUCUGGUGUGA